Messenger RNA from Rhincodon typus (whale shark), 4730 nucleotides. RefSeq names its product 15-hydroxyprostaglandin dehydrogenase [NAD(+)]-like. Gene Ontology annotation, molecular function: oxidoreductase activity, acting on the CH-OH group of donors, NAD or NADP as acceptor. Lineage: Eukaryota; Metazoa; Chordata; Chondrichthyes; Orectolobiformes; Rhincodontidae. The record is from RefSeq and is a predicted model, not a curated record. Bases 392 to 1192 code for a protein of 266 amino acids. The transcript is spliced from 7 exons. Gene Ontology annotation, cellular component: cytoplasm.
UCGAGUCAGUUGGCUUCCUGAAUUCGUUUCUCUUAACAAGUGAUUCGAGUCUUUGGUCGGGUUUAUCUGACUGUGAGUGAUUCGGUUGCUGCACAGUAGAAAUGAAACCAGACUCUGUCCUGCAAAGACAGGGAGGUGGGACUGCGCAUUGACCCCGAGUGCAGGGAGAGAGAGGUAGAAGUGUGUUUUGGUUUUGAAGGGCUGAUUAGUGACCUUCCCUGACGCAUUACAUGUGAUAUAAACACCGAGGGGAGAUCAGGAGAGGACACACCGUGCGUUGCACCCAGACAGAGAGGAAGAAGUUGGUGAAGUUUGCACAGGGACUGUUUGUUUCCAGGGUAUAGGACAGGCUGUGAACGAGCAGCCUGAGGGCUCGGUGCUGGGACUUCGGAUGGAUCUGACUGGGAAAGUGGCGCUAGUGACUGGAGCAGCUCAGGGAAUUGGCAGAUCGUUCACCGAGGCGCUGCUCAGACACGGAGCGAAGGUGGCUCUGCUGGAUUUGAACCUGAGCGCUGGUGAAGCCUGCAAGAAGGCAUUGGAUGGGGAAUUUGAUGCUGCUCGCAGUUUAUUCAUCGCAUGCAACGUGGGAGCAGAGGAAGAAUUAAAAUGUGCGUUUAAGAAGACGAUAGAUCUCUUUGGAAGUUUGGAUAUAGUGUGUAACAAUGCCGGAGUAAACAACGAGAACAACUGGGAGCAGACAAUUAAUAUUAAUUUGACCUCCGUGAUAAGAGGGACGUACAUAGCUCUGGAAUACAUGAGCAAGAAGAAUGGGGGUAAAGGAGGAGUUAUUGUGAACAUGGCAUCUUUAGCAGGUAUAUUCCCAGCUGCCCACGGACCAGUGUACACAGCCACAAAGCAUGGUGUAGUUGGAUUCACCAGGGCUAUAGCAGCAACCUCGAAGCUUUUGAACUAUGGAGUUCGGAUCAACACAAUUUGUCCGGCCUUUGUGGAUACUCCACUGCUGAAGUCCGUGAAUCAUGAGGAAGUGAUGGGGAGAUACUACAUAUUCAAGGAUGCUGUCAACAAGUUGGUUCAACACUAUGGGAUAUUGGAGCCAUCAUUAAUUGUUCAGGGGUUAAUGAAAAUUCUUCAGGAGGAGGAGCUGAAUGGCGCAGUCAUGAAGAUAACCAAAUCAAAAGGAAUCCACUUUGAGAUCUAUGAGACUGUGCUGAUGCAGCCAGAAGUGAAGUAGACCAUCUCCUUCCAAUCUUGCUAACAGAGUGUCUCUCAAAUUCACCUGCCCCUGAAGGACAAGAGCGGAAACUGAACCCUAGUAGCUGAAAACGCAUUUUGCACAAACCCUGAGCGACUUUAGAUAAAAGCAGGCACCAACUUGGAUGGUCUUUUGCUAUGGCCUGCAUAAAAUGUUUUAAUCUUUCUAGUCUUUAAAUUAUUUGAUUUAAUUAUAUUUUUGUAAUCAAAUGGAAUUCUGCUGUGUGAAAUAAUUGUCGGUAUUGUUGAACAAAUUACAACUUAAACUAGCAAUAAGAAGCUUGAACUUGCAAUGUUUUUCCACUUCCCAAGAUUUCUUUUACUGAAUGCGCUCUGGGAAUUCAUGAACCUCUCAAAUGAAUACCACCUUCAUCCACCUAUUCGAACCAGGACUCAAAUCCCCUCGGCAUCAAUCUGUAAAACUUUUUUUUAGCUGUGCAUUUUGGAUAGUUUGAAACCUGGGUGCACAUCAUUCCAGGACACAAAUGUUGAACAUAUACCUUAAUAUAUAACAAGCAAUGUUUUUCUAAUUUAUUAUCGACUUUCAAUGUUGCUUAAUAUUUUCAGUUUUCAAUGCUAAAUUUUAUCCCUAAGAAAUUAUACAGUCAGGAUAGAUGUUGAAAUUUAAAGAAUUUGAAGUCUGACCCCUGCUUGCAGUUUUAUUUGAUGUGAGGGGGCAAGGUGCAGGCAGCAGCUUGGUACUUAAACUAUUUGAAAGACACUAGCAGCCCCCAACAUGUCCAACUCUGGUUGACUGCAUUUUCCAGUCAUCAGCCACUGCAUAGCUUGAGGGUGGUGACAACAUCUCCAGGGAGAAAGUAAUGGCCUUUACAGCACUGCUUGUGGGCCCAAGGGGAACUAGAGUGCAUCCCCUAGCUUGUGGAUCAGACUUGUCAGCUCCUGCAUCCUCCCUGCCCACCUGCAAGUCAAACCUGUCAACCACACUGAAUUCUGAGUGGGUAAACCUGUCAAUGCCAAAAGACCCAUGUCUGGGAUUCCCAUUGGAAUCUCCUCACUUACCCAUGUUAAUAUCAAGAUCCCUUUCUCUAUGUCUAGAUGCGGUCUUGCCUAAAAUUUUUUAGUACAAUGGGCCCAAAAAUUUUCAGGAUCUAAUGACAGUUAGCUAUGAAAUGUUAUCCGCUUCACCUAGGUUGAUUUGUAUGUCACAAGAGGCGGGGCUUUUGUAAUUUAAGUCCCAUAUCCUUCAUAGAAACCAGGUCAAACUGGGAUCCAAUGAAGAUCAUUUAGCAUUUGUUGCCCUGCAUCCAAUUUACCCCCAUAUUAUUAAUGCAUUUUAAAUGACAAUUAGAGGCCGUGUUACGAUGUCAUUAAGUCAUUGAUGUAAUUUGAACAUCAAACCAAGUUUCUGAAGAAGGGCUCUGACCCGAAACAUCAACUUUCCUGCUCCUCUGAUGCUGCCUGGCCUGCUGUCUUCCUCCAGCUCCACACUGUUAUCUCUGACUCCAGCAUCGGCAGUUCUUACUAUCUCCAAACCAAGUGUUGUGCUUGCAGCAUAGCUAGCAGUAGAAGCAUUGCUCCUCUGGACCCAACCAGUGUAAGCUGAUGCCACCUGGAGUGUCUACUUUGUCCCAAAAGGGAGUUAAAACUCCAUAGUAGGAAAUAAACAUUAUACCCUACCAUCAUGAAAAUGGAAAUGAUGUGUGUAAUUGCCAAAAUGUGAUUUUCCCCUGUAGUUAACCCUGAAAAAUAUUUAUUGCCCAACUCUCAUUGCCCUCAAGAGUCAGCAUAGAGUUGGACUGGAGCCACAUGUAGAUUGGACCAGGCUCCCAUUCUUUGUGAAUCUAGAGACUAGGCAAAAGCAUCUAGUUUUCUUUUCAUUCGUUUAUGGUACAUGGAUAUUGCUGGUUGGCUAUACCAGUAUAUGUUGCCCAUCUCUAAUUGCCCAUGAGAAAAUUUCACUUAGUUGCUUUAUUGAACUAUGCUAGUCCACAUGGUGUAGGGACAAUCACAGUGAUAUUAGAAAGGGAGUUUCAGAUCGCUGACCCUGCGACACUGAAGGAACAGCAAUUAUAGUUUAGAUUCAAGAUGACGUGGGGCCUGGUGAGGAACUUGCAUCUGGUUCUUACCUCCCAUCAUGACAUUUUGACAAAUUGCCUUGUUUAUGAGUUUCUUAUACAUUGAUGGGCAAAGAUUUGUGAAGUCUAGCCUAAUACACAAACUUGCUUCAUGCAUUUGAAAACAGAUCAAAGCGAAGGCAUUUUCAUUUCUACCAAAGGAGUGAGAAAGGGCAUUUCUUGACAUAUCAUUGUAAUAAAAGCACAAAAACGUAUGUUCAGCAGUACCCUAGGACUCUGAGGGAGGAAACCGUGUAAAGGGAAAAGUAAAGAAGGCAAAUGUUUCCAUGUGGGUUCUAUCGGAGUUAAUCAGCUCCUGCUAUGCCCAUAAGGAAACACAACCCUGGGCACUGUUCUGAGCCUGGUAGGAAAGUCACCAUUGUUCAGGUUUCAGGCGAAAAUAGCAGAUCAGACUCAGAUGAUCUAAAGGAGGACUGUCCCUUGCAGCCUGAAAUUUAAAUUUCCAGUCAAUCUGAUCGACAAGGGAGUAGAAUAGGUGAAAAUCCACGGGUAGUCCACUCCAUUUGAAAUUUUUCCCCUGACCUGUUUUAUGCCGGGUAAACAAACAAUAUCAUGGUUUGACUUUUUGCAUCAUUCUCUGCCAAGGAUGAUGUGACCUAUGCACAAAGUAAACUAUCUUACUCAUUGAAAAGUGCUCUGAUUAAAACUCAUUAUCACUUUAGGUCAAGAAAUGAUAGAGCAUCACUUGUUAUCAAAGUCAGCUAAAGAUAAUUUAUUGCAAUGAGUGGUGCAUAUUCAUUAAAGGAGAAUGGACGUUGGCUUGACACCUUUACAAAUGGGACCAAGCCCAUGUCACCUAUUGAAAUUCCUUUUGCUCCCAUCGCCUAAGUUCCCAAUGCACUGUAUAGGAAAGAGAUGCAAGUAUGGGAUAGACUGGAGUCCAAUAACUGAGAGCCGGGGCCUGUGAAUGGGCUGGCACUUACUCAGUACUCACGCUGUGGACUCGAUGAAUUCUCAUAUGAGGUCAUAUGCUGUCCAUUUCCCAAGCAACCGUACAAAAUGUGGGAAUCAACAGGAAAGUCAAAUUGAGAUCAAAGUUUGGUCACAAACUUGCUGAGUGCUGGUAUUAUCUCCAGUGGCUGUAUAGCCUACUUGUUCUUAUUUAUUAUGUUCAAUGUUACAUCCAAUCCCACCUAAUUUCUCAAAGGGUAAUUAAAAUUAAAACUUCUGCCUUGAUCUGUAUGGAAAUUUUAAAAUACAGUAAAAUAUUCUAUUCAAAGAAUGAUGAGGCACUGGGAAUGACAAAAGCCUCACUAAUCUACAUUGGCAAGCCGCAGCCCCAAAAUAGCAUAACUUUCCUCGCAUUUAGGAGAAAAAAAUUUCAAAUCAAAAUGUUUUCUUUAUAAUAUGAUUGUACUAUUUCUACUGCUGUAAAUUUGUAUCAAUCAUGAAGCAUUAUUAAAGCAGCUUAUCACGCCCGUA